AUGAAGCCCGAGGGCGCGAAGGCGCCCGCGGAGGAGACGCAGAAUGCGGAAAAGGGAAACGCGCGCGGCGAGAGCCUCGCGAAAGAAGCCGAGGAGUGGGCGAUGGCCGCGCGGAAGCGCGCGGUGACGAUCGACGCGAGCAUCCCCCCGCCGGACUCGCGUCUGCUUUCCUCGCAGAUGGCGUCCGCGUUCGGGAUUCAGCUCAUGAACGCGCAGUAUCGGUACCCGCACGCGCCGCCGCCGCCCGUCUCCGGGGGCACGCGCGACUCCAGAGGGUCUCGAGGAUCGGAAUACACCAACGCGCCGCCCUCCGCGAACUUCGAUCCAAACGCCGGGAUGCCGCGGCCGCCGAUGCCGCCGCCGUACGCAGGGUUCGCGCACCAACAGCCGGGGGCGCCGGGGCACGCGAACGCGCAGGCGCAGCAGGCUGCCGCGGCCGCGGCGGCCGCGGCGAUAUCGAACAUGUACGGCUACCACGGGCUGGCGCAGUGGAACGCGAACGCGUUUUCGAACGCCCAGGGAGGGGGGCAUCCGCGGGGGAUGUACCCGCACGAGAUGUACGGCAGGCGGCCGGACGCGGGGCCUGGCAUCGGCGCGGCGCAAGGCCACAUGGAUCCGAGCGUGUCGUACGAGCAGAUGAUGGCGUAUCAAGCCGGCGUCGAGCACUCGCGAUCGUUCGAGGCGUUCAAGCGAUCGAGAGAGGAAGCGAUGUCGCACCACCUGGACGGCUCCGAAGACGACGCGCAGGCGCUGAAACGCCCGCGGCUCGUCUGGACGCCGCCGCUUCACAAGCGAUUCGUCGACGCGGUUUCGCACCUCGGCAUUCGCAACGCGGUGCCGAAGACGAUCAUGCAACUCAUGAACGUCGACGGUUUGACGCGAGAGAACGUCGCGUCGCACCUUCAAAAGUACCGGCUCUACCUCAAGCGGCUCCACGGCGGCUGCAGCGAGAGCACGAUGGAGAACUCGCCGAGCGGCGAGGGCGGCGGGAGCGGCGGCGGGAGCGAGGGCGACGGCAGCGGCGGCGGCGUCGGCGACGACGGCGACGGCGACGCGAAGCGUCGCGACGCGAAGGAUAACAGCGGCGACGGCGGGAGCGCGGACGGAUCCGGCGGCGGGAGCGACGGGUCCGGGAAGGGCCAUCAGACCUCGGAGAAGGGCUCCGGCGGCGGCGGGAGCGACGGCGGCGGCAGCGACGGCGAACGCAACGGCAGCGGCGACGGGAGCGGGCAGGGCUCGGGCGCGGGGGGCGAACGCGACGCGCGCGCGCGGACCGACUCCGGCUCCGGCGGCGGCGGCGGCGGCGCGACGAAGACCACCGGCGGCGUCGUCGUCACUGGCGCGAGGCCGAGCGACGAGAUCACCCGCGGACCCUCCGGGGGCAUCGCCGACGCGGGCGCGGGCGGUAGCGGCGGCGGCAGCGGCGGGGACGAUGGCGGGGACGACGACGCCGCGCGUCCAGACUCGUGCGAGCGCCCGAGCAGCGGGGACGAGAGCAACGACGGGGAGAGGAACGGGGGGGAUCCCGCGACGACCCAGGGCGCGCCAAACGCCGCGGGGGCGGGCGCGGGGGAGAAGGGUGGGAAGGGCGGGAAGUGACGGAGGAAGAGCUCGAGCUCGGCGACGAGCGAACGACGAUCGGAUCGACGAAGAAGAGAGACGGGACCGGACCGGACUCGACGACGAACCCCCGCCGACGCCCGCGAGAAGAGAAGAGCGAAUUUCUUCUCGUCGGCUUGUCUAUAGUAAGAAUUCUUUCAACGUAAAA
Molecule: messenger RNA, 1768 nt
Organism: Micromonas pusilla CCMP1545
Lineage: Eukaryota; Viridiplantae; Chlorophyta; Mamiellophyceae; Mamiellales; Mamiellaceae
Product: g2-like myb-family transcription factor
Exons: 3
Coding region: 1-1599 (532 amino acids)
Biological process (GO): regulation of DNA-templated transcription
Cellular component (GO): nucleus
Molecular function (GO): DNA binding; DNA-binding transcription factor activity
Source: RefSeq, a predicted model, not a curated record